GUGCAAGGUGCCGGGUACUAAGUGCGUCCUGGAGUUUCACGAGUGGAAGAAGGUGGAGCCUAAGGGAAAGCCGCUCACUCAGGUGUGGCUGCGGUUUUCAGGGGCCCCAUCUGAGUCCUUGUCAGAUGCUCGAGUUGUGGCGAGUUUGGGUAUGUUGGUUGGUAAGACUGAGGAUGUGGACAUGGCUUUCACCCGCGCACAUGGGGUGGCACGGCUCUUAGUGGGUGUUUUGGACAUCGAUUUUAUCCCAGAUAGGGUCAACUGGUUUUAUCGGGGAGAGGUGUUUCCACUGGAGAUAGAGUUUGAGGAUUCAGAGCUGUUUGCCGAUGAGGUUCCCGGGGCUGAUAUGGAUAUGCACGAGGGGGAUGAUGAUCCCGAUGCUCGUGGGAGCCCGAAUAAUGAGGCGGGACGCGAGAGGGCCAAUGGGUCGAGUCCGGCUGCUCAGUUGCCUGGUGUUGGUUCUGGAGUAGAGUCUCCAUCGGCUCCAGCGGUACCGAUGAACACGUUGCGGUUCGGAUCCUUCGAGCCAGCAUCGGCUCCUCCCCGGCUCUGGAGUGACAGGGUGGAGUCUGCUGAUAGUUUUGAGUGUAUGCUUCCGCCGUUGGAGCUUGAUGAUGGGGCUUGUCCUGUGGACGAUGGUUUGUUGGAGACACUCUCGGUGACGGCUGUGGGAGGGGUUAGGGAGGUGGAGCCUCAGAUGGGGCUGCUUUCUCCUACCACCUCAGUGGUCUCGUGCCGGAUUGCGUCGACGGUCUCGGAGGUUCGGUUUGGGGAGGGGGGUUUGGGGCAGGUGGCCUCGGCCUCUCCCUCUAUCAGUCUGGCGCCAGGGACACCGGUGGCGCCGGCGAUGGUCGGCUGUGGGGAAGGCCGCAUGGGUCAGGUGGACCUGGCCCUCUCUCCUGUGGUGACGCCGGUCACGGUGGGGUUGGCCAGCGCCGGGGGAGGGAGCCCGAGGCAGGCGGCCUCGGAUCCUGCCUCUCCGGUUCUCGCGGUGACUCCCGAUCCAGUAGCCGCACUGGGGGGGGGGGGCUGGGGCAGGUGGCCAUGGCUCUCCCUUCUUCACCGGCGGUCAGGAGGACCGCCGCUUUUACGCCGACGGCUCUACCCUCUGCGUCGGCAGGGGGGAUAGGAGGAGGGCACGGGCAGACGGCUCCUGCCUUCUCUUAUCCGUUCGUUCCCGUGGCCACGGACCCCGGCGCGGGGUUAGUGGCCGGGGGGAUUGGGAGCGCGCAGCCACCUUCUCCGGUAAUCUCGGUUGAUCCUUUGAGGGACUCAGCGCGAGGCUUUACUAGGGAGGAGGUCGUUGCUUUUGGCGGGAUUCCAGACCCCGUCUCGUCGGGGAGACGGUUCUGUGCUCGUCUCCACGAGCUCCCGGAGGUGGAUGAUAUGCAGCGGAGGUGCGCUAUGAGGGCGGCCAAGCUUCAGGAUGCUGCAGCCUCUUCUGGUUAUUUUCCGAGCCACGGCCGUGAUCCGUUCAUGGUCGCUACUCACUCCGAUGGAGGCCAGGGAGCAUUUGGUUACUGGAUCUAUCCGCUGGGAGAUGGUAGCUCGGGAUAUCUUCAACCGGUUUGGAUGGCGGUCAUGUAAUAGGAUAGGAAAUUAGUUUACCUAUCUAUCUUUAGCCAGCCGGUUGUGGCGUCUUAUCUUGGCUAGGCUGUGUGGCCAGCCUCUUUAGCUCU
Messenger RNA from Triticum aestivum (bread wheat), 1679 nucleotides. RefSeq lists its product as uncharacterized. The record is from RefSeq and is a predicted model, not a curated record. NCBI's taxonomy places the organism in Eukaryota, Viridiplantae, Streptophyta, Magnoliopsida, Poales, Poaceae. Bases 1045 to 1587 code for a protein of 180 amino acids. The transcript has 2 exons.